AUGUCAGAAAAUCAGAAAUGGGUCGGCGAAUUCCCGGCGGAGCUCCAGGCUUCCCGGCGGAGGGAGAGGGAGACCAAGGCGGCGUGGUCGCGGCGGCCAAGCAGCGGGAGAAGCGGGCGAGGGACUGGAAGGGAUCGGAGGAGGCGAUGGUCCUUACGGAGCAUCACACCAGCGGCCGCGUGUCUGGGCGCCGCGCUGCGCAGAGGAGCCAGAGCUCCCAGAGCUCCGCGCGCGAACGAGCCCCACCAAACCCCGGAGGACCAGCUGCCAGAGGGGGCGCUGCUGCGCCCGGACGGCGGUAGCGCGGAGCCCCGAGCUGAAUUCAAGGAGGGCUCCCAUGGAAUCUUCGGAUUCCUGGAACCUCAAGAGGUGAUGGAGAUGCUGAGGAAGUACUUUGCCUAG
Messenger RNA from Camelus dromedarius (Arabian camel), 402 nucleotides. RefSeq names its product selenoprotein H-like. NCBI's taxonomy places the organism in Eukaryota, Metazoa, Chordata, Mammalia, Artiodactyla, Camelidae. Bases 1 to 402 code for a protein of 133 amino acids. The transcript is spliced from 2 exons. The record is from RefSeq and is a predicted model, not a curated record.